This is a messenger RNA of Lemur catta (Ring-tailed lemur), 1410 nucleotides long. It is a transcript of the gene ARHGEF39, whose product is annotated as Rho guanine nucleotide exchange factor 39. The coding region runs from base 65 to 1072 and encodes 335 amino acids. Gene Ontology annotation, molecular function: guanyl-nucleotide exchange factor activity. The record is from RefSeq and is a predicted model, not a curated record. NCBI's taxonomy places the organism in Eukaryota, Metazoa, Chordata, Mammalia, Primates, Lemuridae. Gene Ontology annotation, cellular component: plasma membrane. The transcript has 9 exons. Gene Ontology annotation, biological process: positive regulation of cell migration.
CCGGAGCGGUUGGAAUUUGAAUCUCCGGCGGGCUGCGGCCGGAAGUGUAGAUCCCUCGCUCGGCAUGGAGAGCCCGGGACCCGGCGCACGGUGCCCAGUGCAAGACCAGCGAGCCCGCUGGGAGCGGAAACGCGCCUGCACCGCCCGGGAGCUGCUGGAGACUGAGCGGCGCUACCAGGAACAGCUGGGGCUGGUGGCCACGUACUUCUUGGGGAUCCUGAAAGCCAAGGGGACCCUGCGACCACCAGAGCGCCAGGCCCUAUUCGGGUCCUGGGAGCUCAUCUACGGCGCUAGCCAAGAGCUGCUUCCCUACCUGGAGGGAGGAUACUGGGGCCAAGGGCUGGAAGGCUUCUGCCGCCACCUGGAGCUCUACACCCAAUUUGCUGCCAACACAGAGAGGUCCCAGACCACCCUGAAGGAGCAGCUAAAGAAAAACAAAUGUUUCCGGAGGUUCGUUCGGCUUCAGGAAGGCCGCCCUGAGUUUGGGGGCCUUCAGCUCCAGGACCUGCUCUCUCUGCCUCUUCAGCGGCUCCAGCAGUAUGAGAAUCUCGUCGUUGCUUUGGCUGAAAACACAGGUCCCAACAGCCCUGACCACAAACAGCUCACACGGGCUGCCCGGCUGGUAAGUGAGACUGCCCAGAGAGUCCACAGCAUUGGUCGGAAACAGAAGAAUGACCAGCACCUCCGGCGUGUCCAGGCUCUGCUCAGUGGACGCCAGGCAAAGGGGCUUACCUCAGGGCGCUGGUUCCUACGCCAGGGCUGGCUGCUGGUUGUGCCUCCCCGUGGGGAGCCUCGGCCACGCAUGUUCUUCCUCUUCUCUGAUGCGCUCCUCAUGGCCAAGCCUCGACCUCCAUUGCACCUGCUGCAGAGUGGCAGAUUUUCCUGCAGGGCCCUCUACCCCAUGGCCCAAUGUCAACUCCAAAGGGUAUUUGGCCACUCAGGAGGCUCUUGUGGUGGACUGCUCAGUCUGUCCUUCCCUUACGAGAAGCUACUGCUCAUGUCCACAGAUCAAGAGGAGUUGUCAUGCUGGUACAACAGUCUGACUUUGGCUAUCAACAGCCAGAAGAACUAGAGGAAUCUUACAAAUUCCAGAACUCAGGAUACUUCAGGAAUAGGUCAGAGCCAGGAGUACAAAGGAAUCUUCUUCAGUACUAAACAAAACACAGAACCCUUCAUGGUUUGACAAGGGUCAUUUUGUGUUUUCCUGGGACCAAGCUACUCUGGGUCAUUUGACCAGCUCCUAUGAAUCAAGACUCAACUGAACCUUCGCUGAACCAGCCCCUGACACAAAUAAGGGGACUUGGGACUGAUAAACUCAGUGCUGUGUCUAUGGCCAAUUAUUUAUCAAGGUUGCAGCUUUGUAAAUUUGGCUAUUUUUAUGUUGUGUUACUAUAGUUUAUUUUUUCACUG